Cylindrotheca closterium is the source of this 1425-nucleotide messenger RNA. Lineage: Eukaryota; Bacillariophyta; Bacillariophyceae; Bacillariales; Bacillariaceae. The record is from the annotation of a GenBank genome assembly.
AUGGUCGAUAAAGGUAUUAUACGAGCACUUUGCUUGCAGCUUGGCUUUGUAUUGCGUCGACGAGGGUCUGUGAAGGAGGAGGUGUACGACAUUUGUACAGCAAUUUCAGUAUUCUAUAGAUUCUGUCCCGGACUAGUUUCCAGCGAAGAUUCGUUGCGGAGAGGAACGGAUUUGUUUUUCUUGCUGCCAGAAGCAUUUCAAAAGGGAGCUGUUCUUUCAGUGAUGUCCAUAUGGCACUCUAUAGCAUCGACUGAAGGGGGGACACGGACGUUACUCCAAAACCCCAAUGCACUUCUUGGUGCACGUGAUGUUGUGAAGAACCAAUUAGGUGGCACAGAUGGGGUCUUGGAGGCACUAGGAUUUCUCAAGAAUGUAACUUAUUUUUGUGAAGAGAAUCGGAAAUUGGUCAUUAGUCAGAGGGGUCUGUUGUCGGCGUUGACCAGGCUGCCAUUCAAUGAUACCAGCGAAAAAGUCAGAGACAAAGUAUCCUCCGUGUAUCGGAAUAUGGCACUCUCCUUGCACACAAGAGUAGCUCUGGCGAAGCGACCUGAUUUUUUGACAGCAUUGACAGCGCUGGCGAACAGUACAAGCGCGUCCACUGUGAAAAACAUGCUCAGUACAAUUGUCAGUCUAGCUUCUGACCCUGAUUCGUCGCUAUUGAUUGUUUUCCAUGGAGAAGGAAUCCUUGUCGAAAUAUUAAGGCGAUGCAUUAGUAAUGAAGAAGAUGUUACGGUUCGGAAACGAGCUGUGCGGGCAAUUCGGCUAUUGGCAACGGAGACUUCGGCUCCACUAAUGAUCCACGAUAACACGUUGAUGGAUGCUCUUUCCAAAAGAGCUCUACAUGACCAGAGCGCUGAAGUGCGAUCUGAAGCGGCAGAGGCGUUCGCAAAGUGCGCUUCACUAGUUACUGCUCCUAUGGCACAACACGAAGCAGUACUUGAUGCACUCACACACCUAUCUAGCAGUCCUCAUGCCAUUCCUUCUGAUGUAAUGGCAAGGGCCCUUAGAGAACAAGCCAAUCAUCCAGAGAACAGAAAAGCGCUGGCCAAGCGAGAAGCGCUCAUGGUUGUGAUGGGGCAAAUCGCAAUGUCAGACAAAACUUCGGUUGGUGCCAAAGAGAACAUUUGCUCAGUAUGGCUGCAGCUCUCCUUUGAGGAUCACAGCAUCCGGGAACUUAUAGCGACUCCGUUGACACUGGAAGCUUUAGUGCACAAUGCCACGAGCCACGGUAAUAGAAACCAUACCAUCCGCCAGGAUGCCAUAAAGGCCCUACUGAAUCUGGCAGCUGUUCCAUCAAACCGGGAAAGGAUGGUGAAGCAUGCUAGUCUGAUGAGAACACUGUUGCAUUAUGCUUCCACAACACGACAAGAAGAUUUGAAAACAGAAGUGAAGGCUGCAAUUAUGCACCUAGCACAAGAAUUAUAG